This is a messenger RNA of Helobdella robusta, 702 nucleotides long. RefSeq lists its product as hypothetical. The transcript has 6 exons. Lineage: Eukaryota; Metazoa; Annelida; Clitellata; Rhynchobdellida; Glossiphoniidae. Gene Ontology annotation, cellular component: cytoplasm. The record is from RefSeq and is a predicted model, not a curated record. Bases 1 to 702 code for a protein of 233 amino acids.
AUGGCGUCUGGUGGCAAAGACAACUGGCCACCACCUCUUGUGGAUGUCAGUGAGAGACAGAAGUUGGAGGAUGAAUACAGACAACAACUUCUUCAGUUGGAAAAAGAAAUCCAGACCCUGAAAAAGGUGUUGCAAGCAAAGGCAGCAGAAGCAUGUGAGUUGAGGAACAAAUUAGGCAUCAGUCCCAUGAAUGAGUUGAAGGAAGACAUCAGAUCUGGCAUUCAGGCCAUCCAGGAUUCCGAUGCAAUGCAGAAAACAAAUGCAGCAGUGAAGUCUAUUGGACAAUAUGCCUCAAAGGCUGUGGAAUCAUUAAAAAAUUCUAGUGCUGUUAAAUCAAUUGAAGACAAAGUGGGAACUGCAUACAAUACGGUUAAACAAAGAAUUUCCAAUUCGAACAUCUUUGGUGCACCUGCUGCGGAUGGAAAAUCUGCAGGAAGUGAUGUCACUGCAAGAACAGCUGAAGAUUUUGAUAACAAGUGCAACAUGCAAACUGCUGAAAACCAGACUAAAACAGGCAGUAGCAAAGAUAAAACUGACAAAGACAAUACCAACCAAACUGGUGCUUCUCCUAAUAAACAGCUUGAUAAAAACAUUCCUCCCAACAAAGAAGAUAACGCUGGUAACAAGUGCAACAAUAACAACCCACAAUCAUUAAGUGAUGAUAGCUUUGUAAUUAUUACAGGGUCACAGUCACUAAACUGA